AGGGACGCUCGGCGGCCGCGACGGGGGGCGCUGGCGGCGGCGGACGCUGCAGCGGCGGCGGCGGGGCUGGCGCCGCGGCGGCUCCCGGGCCGGGACGGGCCUGGGCAGCGGGCGGCAGCAGCGCGGAGUGGGCACGGCGCCUGCAGCAGGGUUCUGGGCCCGGGGCCGCCGCCUCUGCCAGCGGCUUCUGCACGCCCCUCCAGGCCGGCCUGCCACUCCUCCUACUAUGAUGCCUGGGCAGAUCCCAGACCCUUCAGUGACCGCAGGCUCUCUGCCAGGGCUUGGCCCCCUCACCGGACUUCCCAGCUCUGCUCUGACCACAGAGGAGCUGAAAUACGCUGACAUCCGCAACAUUGGGGCGAUGAUUGCGCCCUUACACUUCCUGGAGGUGAAACUGGGCAAGAGGCCCCAACCUGUGAAGAGUGAGCUAGAUGAGGAAGAAGAGCGAAGGAAAAGGCGCCGAGAGAAGAACAAAGUCGCUGCGGCCAGAUGCCGGAACAAGAAGAAGGAGCGCACGGAGUUCCUGCAGAGGGAGUCGGAGCGGCUGGAACUCAUGAACGCAGAGCUGAAGACCCAGAUCGAGGAGCUGAAGCUGGAGCGGCAACAGCUUAUCUUGAUGCUCAACCGUCACCGCCCCACCUGUAUCGUGCGCACAGACAGCGUCAGGACGCCCGAAUCCGAAGGCAACCCACUGCUUGAGCAGCUGGACAAGAAGUGACUGAAGGCCUGGAGGAGAGGCCUCAGAGGAAGAGGAGGAAGGGGAGGAGCAGCAAAGCGGAAGAGGAGCAGAGUGAUGGAGGGCCCUCCCAGGCACAUGACAAACUCUAUGAUGAGGCUUAGCAUAACUGGCCUCCAGCUGGCUCCUUUUUGAAACUCAGCCCAGCCGCACAAGAGCAAGAGCGGACUGAAGAAACCAGAGGGACCAGGUGCUGAGACCAAGGUUGACCCGCAGAUAGGGGCUGUCCCACUCCAGGGCCCAGCUUGAAGGGCACCUGAGCCAGAGAGGUGCCAAACCAGGUAGCCGUCUCAGACACUCCUUUGGCCUCUCCGCCAAGACCCCCCACCCAGGGGACUACUGAGCAGCCAAGGAAAGCCAUGCAUUGCAAACACAGUGUGGCCGCGGAUGGAACUCAGCAUAGAUUGUAAUCCCAUUCCCCAGCCCUGCCCAAGCCCGGUGGAAAGGGGGUGCACUGUGGGGGCUGCGACGGCCCAGCUGGAGUUUGCUGUGGCACAGAGGCGCGGGCGCCCUUCCAAAGCACACACUCAAUCAAUGAAUGUUUACAGACUGGCUGUCCUGGCGGGGCUUCCAACUGCACACAGUUUUUAUACUUUCUUUCUUUCUUCUUCUUCUUCUUCUUUUUUUUUUUUUUUUUAAUAUUUUUUACAAAAAAAAAAGAUUUUAUACGAGCAAUAUAUAUAUAUGGAUUUCUAUAAUCACUCGAUGUGACACAGUACAAAUAUGCUAUGGUCUGUUGUUAUGGACAUCCACCCACCAGUUACGGCCAUUGUAAUUCCUAAGUACUGUAGGCUCUGGGUGUUGGGGGGUGGCCAGGCGGGUGGUGUGCAUUUCCAUCCUUGUAACCCCUUCCCGCUACUCAGUCCUGUAUCUCUCAGUAAACAUUGCUCUUAAUUACCCA
This is a messenger RNA of Arvicanthis niloticus (Nile rat), 1637 nucleotides long. The record is from RefSeq and is a predicted model, not a curated record. Lineage: Eukaryota; Metazoa; Chordata; Mammalia; Rodentia; Muridae.